AUGUUUCAUGGUUACCGUCAUCGAUUAGCAGGGGGUAUUAUGAAACCUCUUCGAUCGCAAGCAAGAAAUAUUGUUUUCAAUGUUUAUCAAAGAAUACUUGAUGAACAAGGUGCAGAACAAACACAAUCGAUAUUGAGCCAUGUGCAAGCGUUGAUUGGCGUUUCUAAUACUACCAUAAGACGAAUUGCUCCUGAAGGCAGAUCUAACAGAGGCGUAUUUAGUACGCCCGGUAAAAAGAGGAAAGGUGGCAAAAAAAAUAAACUUGGAUAGUUUUGAUUUAGAACUGAUCAGAAACAAAAUAAAUGAGUUUUACACUGUA
Molecule: messenger RNA, 319 nt
Organism: Bombyx mandarina (wild silkworm)
Lineage: Eukaryota; Metazoa; Arthropoda; Insecta; Lepidoptera; Bombycidae
Source: RefSeq, a predicted model, not a curated record